Messenger RNA from Colletotrichum karsti, 1047 nucleotides. RefSeq lists its product as uncharacterized. NCBI's taxonomy places the organism in Eukaryota, Fungi, Ascomycota, Sordariomycetes, Glomerellales, Glomerellaceae. The transcript has 2 exons. The coding region runs from base 1 to 1047 and encodes 348 amino acids. The record is from RefSeq and is a predicted model, not a curated record.
AUGUCAAACCCCCCAAACAUAACCCGUCCAGACCCCAAAAUCCCCCUCGCGCCCUCCCCCCUUCCCCCUCCCGGCCCAGCAGCCUCCGGCGCCGAGAUCGCAGCCCAGCUAAUGACCCUCUCCCGCUCCAACAUCUCCCGCCUCAAACUCAUCAAGAAGGUACGUCUGCAGGGAGACCUCUGGGAGCCGGAGGGCAUCGUCCGCCUGGCCCACUCGUCCGCCGCGGAAGAGGAGGAGAGGUUCUGGGUCUCGGCGGGGGAGUACACCGUGCCGACGCGGAAGUAUCCCGACGGCGAGAUCGUUGACGGGACGGAUCGGAGCGCGGGGGCGGGGUUCGCGCAUUUUGUGGUGUUUGACGGGGAGGGGACGCGGUUGGGGGAUUGGGUUGUGUCCGAGGAGGGAGAUCUCGAGUAUCACAAUGGAGGGUUGGAUUACGACGGGACGCACAUCUGGGCCACGCUCUCGCAGUACAGGCCCAACACCACCGGUACAGUCGUCAAGAUCGACCCUGCGGAGCUGAGGAUGGAGAAGGUGUUCAAAGUCAAGGAUCACCAGGGCGGCAUCGUCCACGACGUCGAGACGGAUUCGCUCUCGACGUUGAACUGGGGUGGACGGAAGGCACGGAGGUGGAAUCUCCGGUCUGCGAGCGCGGUCAAUGACGGACGGGAGCAGCGGCCGUUGGGAGACGUCCGCGAGGACGGCGCCCACUUCGAUUCGCCCGCGGCGGAGAUUGAGAACCCGUCGCACUGGAUCGAUUACCAAGACUGCAAGUCCUUGGGAGACGUGGGGUCGCGUCCGGUGAUGCUGUGCUCUGGAAUCGCGACGUUGGCGCCGGGAGUUGAUGUCGGCGGGCUGGCGAUUGUGGAUGUCGAGACCAUGGUUCCGAUAUGGGAGGUGCCGUUCAUGAAGAGGACGGAAGAGGGGAAGAGGGUGUUGAUGACGAAAAACCCGAUGGACGUCGCGCUUGUUGGGGGCAGGGUCAGGCUGUACUUUUCACCCGAGGAGGGGAGCAGUACGUUGUAUGUCUACGAGCUUGAGGAGUCAUGA